Motacilla alba alba is the source of this 1215-nucleotide messenger RNA. It is a transcript of the gene HVCN1, whose product is annotated as hydrogen voltage gated channel 1. Gene Ontology annotation, biological process: proton transmembrane transport. Gene Ontology annotation, cellular component: plasma membrane. Gene Ontology annotation, molecular function: voltage-gated proton channel activity. Lineage: Eukaryota; Metazoa; Chordata; Aves; Passeriformes; Motacillidae. Bases 219 to 932 code for a protein of 237 amino acids. The record is from RefSeq and is a predicted model, not a curated record. The transcript has 6 exons.
AAGGCCGGGGGUCCUGGACGCUCCAUCCGCCGGCGGCUCCGGGCCCCGCGGCAACCCCGAGGCCGUCCCGCACCGGGCAGGGGGCUCCGUGCCCGGGGCCGCUCCCCGCGGGCUCCGCUCGGCGCCCGGUGGCGGAGAACGAAGGUGCUGCCCCUGUGACGGCACCGUGGGACCAGCUCCCUCCUCCCGGCAGGGUGAUGCCAGCUUGAUCCAGAGCCAUGUCCAGGUACCUGAAGCACUUCACGGUGGUGGGCGACGACCCCGUGCAAUGGAGCAACGACUAUCGGAAAUGGGAGGAGGAGGAGGAGGAGGCUGGGGAGAAGCAGCCAGAUGGAGAGAUCAAGCUGGAGCCCCCCAGGAGACACAUCUCCUUCCAGUACAUGAUGAAAAAGCUCUUCAGCUCUCACAGGUUUCAGAUUGGGGUUGUCUGCUUGGUGAUCCUGGAUGCCUUGUUGGUUCUUGGGGAAUUGCUUAUGGAUUUGAAAAUCAUCCAUCCGGACAGAUAUAAUAUAACCCCAAAGGUUUUCCACUACCUCUCCCUGUCCAUUUUAACCAUCUUCCUGGUUGAGGUGGGGUUUAAAGUCUUUGUCUACCGCCGGGAGUUCUUCCACCACAAGUUCGAGGUGCUGGAUGGGAUCGUUGUGGUCGUGUCCUUCAUCCUCGACAUCGUCCUCAUCUUCCGCGAGCACGAGUUCGAGGCCGUGGGGCUCCUGAUCCUCCUGCGGCUCUGGAGGGUGGCCCGGAUCAUCAACGGAAUCAUUUUAUCGGUGAAGACCCGCUCGGAGCAGCAAUUGUCCAAGUUAAAGCAAGCAAACCUGAAGCUUGCCACGAGGGUGGAACAACUGGAACACAGCUGUUUGGAGAAGGAGCAAGAAAUCGAGAGGCUGAAUAACAUAUUGAAACAGCAUGGACUCCUCAGCCUGCAAAAAUAAGAGGCCAGUUUUCCAAGGUGGGAAUUCUGCUUGAAGAUUGCAGUUGGAAUCUGCCAGCUUGACCUGAAAGGUUUUUCUGUCUCUUUGCUUCCUCUUGUAUUGUGUUUUCUAUAAACAUUUUCUAUUUGACCCCGCUUUGAUCAGACCUUGGGAUGGCAAAAAUAGUUCUACUGGAAAAUUAAUCACACACAGUCCCUGUAAACAGUAUUUUUUUUUCUUUUCUUGUACAGUUGUACAGUCAAAACUGCAAAAUAAUUUAAUAAAGACACAUCUUUACAAGCUA